This is a messenger RNA of Agelaius phoeniceus (red-winged blackbird), 918 nucleotides long. The record is from RefSeq and is a predicted model, not a curated record. Lineage: Eukaryota; Metazoa; Chordata; Aves; Passeriformes; Icteridae.
UAUGAUAAUCAUGAAGUGGUUUUAAUAAUAUAUCAUUUCAGGAUCACGAUUGCCAGCCAGGAGAGGCAGCUGCUGAUUGAUUUGACCACAAACUAUCCUGAUGUGUUGGUAGUUAUUGGGAAAACACUUUUAGGAAAGAGUUCCAGAAAGAAGAAGUCUAGCAAUUAGAAAACAGAAAAAGUCUUUUCCAUAGCAGUGUGUGCAUUGCUGAAUUCAGGAGGGGGAAUUUUGAGAAUGGAGAGUGAGGACAAGAAUUACUUCUUCUGGGAGCAUGGCAUUUGUGGAGACAUAGAGACGAGCCUCAGGAAUUGCACUGGCAGAAGCAAGGCUCAUCCAUACUUUGCAUGGAUGCAGCAGGGGAAGCACAACAUCCAAGAUACUGUGGCCAGGUUUAUAAAGAAAGAUGAAGUGCUGGUUGGGGAGGUCCUGGGUUUCACACAGGCAACCCAUAUUGAAUUUAAGGAAUGCAGUGCAAAGAGUAGCUUGUAAUACAUCAGAAAAAAACUUCCUAAAUACAUCUCUGCCUUUGCAAACACUGAGGGUGGAUAUUUAUUUUUUGGUGUGGAUGACAACGGUAAAGUCACUGGGACCCACAGUAAUGUGGAGAAAGUAGCUUUAGAACAAAGAGUAGCUGAUGCCAUCAGCUCAAUGUGUGCCCGUCACUUCUGUGGCUCUGGGGCUGGCGUGCAGAUCCAGAUGCACAUCCUGUGUGUUUAUGACCAAGCAGGCUGUUCACAGGGCUAUGCCUGUGCCAUGCACAUUGAGUCAUCCGGCUGCCCUGUGUUCGAUGGUGACCCUGAAUCCUGGAUGGUGCUGGGCACUGUCAGGGAGGAGAGUGUGGGGAACUGGGCACUGACUAAAAGACUGAGCAGCAGGAAAUGGAUGGAGCUCAUGACAGCUGCAGACCCAGAUAAAUAA